This is a messenger RNA of Zerene cesonia (dogface butterfly), 927 nucleotides long. RefSeq lists its product as uncharacterized. NCBI's taxonomy places the organism in Eukaryota, Metazoa, Arthropoda, Insecta, Lepidoptera, Pieridae. The transcript is spliced from 3 exons. The coding region runs from base 109 to 900 and encodes 263 amino acids. The record is from RefSeq and is a predicted model, not a curated record.
UAAUAAUUGUGUGACGGAACACACUGACAGCAAUGAAAUGUGACUUUUUCAGUUUUUCAUUUUAAAAGUUUUCACCUUUCUGAAAUCUGUAUUAUUUUCCUAAGUAAAAUGCAACUUGUUGUAAAAAUUCGUCUAUUUAGAAGUCCUUUUACAAUUUGCUACAUAACUGAACACAACGUCAUCUUGCCUGAUGAACAUUCCAAAUGUAUUGGCAUAAAUUUUGCAUCUGGAGAUCAAAACUAUGAGUGUAAUAAAAUUCAUAUAGAAAAUGAAAACAAAUUAAAUCGUAAAACCUUAGGUUACAAAACAACUGCCUUAUUUUUGCAACCUUUUUUAAGAGAAUGCGUGUAUUCUGAUGUGUAUAGAAGAAAUAUAAUAAGAUAUUUAAAUGAAAUAAGUGGUAAUAGUGGGACAGUCUUUUUCAAAUUGAUUCUUGAACCACCUGAUAAAGAAGUAAUUGAUUACAUAUGGAAUGAUCGUGUACAACAUCUGCUUAGGACAAGAAUAGAAAUUGAAAAUGCAUUUGCCUGGCUUUCCACACUAGGUGGGGCAUAUUCAGCAUUGGGUGAUUAUUUUGAACACUGUGCAGAAGAAGCGGGCAGAAUAUCAAUAAAACAGUACAGGCUGUCAAAAAUGCUUGGCGAUGAAAGUUUGUGUGCACGGAGUAGGCUUUAUUUGGCUCUUGCAUACUCACAGAAAGGAAAUCUCAAACUAUCAAGACAUAUUGUAAGAUCAGUUGCAGAUUUUGCUAGAAUAACAAAUGAUAAACGUCUAAAUAGAAUGUGUCAAGGUGUUUGGGCCAAGUUGAAAUAUCUGCGACAGUUGAAAAAGAAUUCGGAGCUAAAUAAUGUGAAUGGUACUACGGAAAGUGUGGCUAGAGUUAUGGAGGUUAAUGUGUAAAUAAAUGGUUAUUUAUUGUUUUGUUAA